CUAACAAAAAUUAAAACAUUUUCAGUUAAGCCCAGCACCCCUCUGGGUAACAGCCAAGCCCAAUUUAAGAGCCAACUGGCAAAAAACGCCUCUCAACUGAAUCGCAGUUUUCCAACAGCCGAAAAUUCGCGCAAAAAGAGCAGCCAAUUGCGGCAAACUAAAUUGGCUGUGUGUCGUAAGGAUAAUAAACUGAAGUACGAAGGUUUCGUUGAGCAAGCUGCGGAGAUUCGGCCCAAAAAAGAAUUUGUCUACGUUCCAACACCGAAUAACCUGGAAAAAUCCAGUUGCAAGGUCUCAGUAAAAAAGGAAGCGCCAGGGUUACCAAGCUCCCCGAUGUUAAAACCCGGCCGAAACUUAAUUAGUUUAAUCGGCCGCGUGGAUUUCUGUCUUAAAACCCACAAAAUGUAUCCGGAUAUUAACGCUAUUUGGAAUGUUUAUGGACAAUUGCUACGGAUCAUUGUGGGAAAACGUGGAGAGCACACACUGCUCGUGCGAAACAAAGAUUCGGGGCCUGUCCUUCAGGGAAUUUACUACGAUUUCGAAGGCGAUAUGAGUACUUGGAGCCCAGGAUGCUUUGUCCAUCUCGUGGGCCAAUUUAUUGGCGAAAAUCGCUUAAAGACAUUUAAGAUAUCCCAGGUAAGCGACAUUGACUGGCAACAGCAAUUUAUGCGCAUUGAAAAUGUGACAACGUAUAUUCUAAUGCAAAACACUGUGCACAAGUAAUUUAUUUUUUAAGGAUAUGGAUAUAUAUAAUAUACAGUUUUCUUGAGAUUUUUAGGCCAGACGAUAGUGUACUUUUCAUUAGGUACAUAUAUGCUAGCCUAAGCUUUUCGAUCGUGGCCUCUAAUCAACAGUGAAAUGUUUCAUUUUGUACUUUUGUAGUUUAUAAAUCAUGAAUAAUUUAUGCAUUUUGUAAGUAACUUAUAAUUGAUAUACCUAGGAACUAAGUUAGCUUCAAAAUGCCCCCUGACGUUUCUCUCCAGGAGCAUUGCACAGUUACAAGGACUACAAUAAAUACAAAUUCCAAAGUAGGCGUAUAAACUCUAA
Molecule: messenger RNA, 1047 nt
Organism: Drosophila yakuba
Lineage: Eukaryota; Metazoa; Arthropoda; Insecta; Diptera; Drosophilidae
Exons: 3
Source: RefSeq, a predicted model, not a curated record